CGGGGCGGCAGCAUGAGAACCCUUUCGUCAUGUGGAGAGCCCAUGAGACCGUGAUCUGAUGAACUGUCAUGGACCGAAACGGUGAUCUGAUGAGUCCAGCAUGAGCUCUCGUGCUGAUGUGUUGGUUCCGCACACAGUGGCGACGUGGCGUAGCUUCAUUGCCUUCGGGGAGAUCCUAGAGUGCCCCAUCUGCAGAGAUAUACUGCACGUGCGUGUCAGACAAUGAAUGAAUGAGGCGAGGCGAGUGGUAGCAAGUAAUGCAUUUGUGCCUGUCUGGUCUGUGUUUGUGUGCAGGAUGCGUGUUGGUUCGACCCCUGCGGCCAUGCAUUCUGCCGUGAAUGCCUCACCAGACACCUUCAGGGUAUCUAUGAGCACACCUUCACUGCAUACCUGGUCUCUGUCUGACACCCAUUCUGGUCUGUCUGUCUGCAGAGAAUGCGUGGUGCCCAGUGUGCAGGGCUGUCCAUACGGGCCGGCGGCCGCUCAGCGAGAUCAGAGUGAGCAAAUGACAUCCAUCCAAUUCACUGUUGCCAUUCCAUGGCCUCCUCGGCUCAUGGUUUGCCGUCAUCCCUGUGUGCAGUCAUUCGGCACAGUGGACGACCUCGCCGCCCAGCUGCGCACCCUCAUGGCCAGCGAACAGAUGUCCGCCCUUCAGAAGCUCAUCGACCCCCUCAUGCACCCACCAGCAUCCUCAGGCGGCCCUCCUGAUGAGGCUCCUCAAGAGGAAGAGGCCAACAACAACGGCGGUGAUGCCAUGAUGGUAGACCAAGAGAAUGAGGAGGAAGAGCCACCCCACCUCGACACGGAGAUGCGGCAGCGGGCGAUCGACUCUGUGACCGACGAGGAUGUCGGCCAAGCCAUGGACGUCGAGAGGGACAACGGAGAGGGGCAGCACCACCAAUGGGCCGAGCUGCCGCCCUUCCCAUGCCAAGACGGGGACCAGCAGCACGAGUGUCCUGCUUCCGAGGCCUAUCAGCCACGGGCCAUCGACGAGCAGAGCAACGCAUCCAGCGAGGAGCCGGCGUGUGUCGUGUGCGACGGCACUGAGACGUCCGAGGGCGACGUGAUGGUGUUCUGCGAUGGCGACAACUGCAAGACGGUGGUCCACCAGCAGUGCUACGGCAUCGCCGCUGUGCCCGAGGGCAAGUGGUACUGCAACGCCUGUGUGAGGCGGCGGGCGGAGCAGGGUGUGGAUGGGAUGGACUCGGACGAGGAGCCGUUGCGCAAACGGAAGCCGCGGACGAGGCGAGACGAGCUCACCUGCGUUCUGUGCGGCAGAUCCGACCCACAAGGUGAGGUGGGCUGACGGCGAUAUAUCGACACACACGCGCAUUGCACAUGCCGUGUGUGGCUUGGUUGUGUGAUUAUGCAGGGUUCAAGCCGACGGAUGACGGUCGUUGGGUCCAUCUUCGGUGUGCGUUGUGGACUCCCGAGACUGUGGUGCUCGACACCGACCGGCAGGAGCCCGUGAGUGGCCUAGGGUCGAUCGCAAAGGGCAGGUGGCGCCUGCGGUGCUGCAUAUGCGGCGUCAAAGGGUAGGUACGCGGGGGCUGUCGUGCUCUCAAAAGGAUCUGUCCAUUUAGAGGAUGUGUCAUGUUCUGUCUGUCUGUGUGUGUGUCAGUGGCGCGCCGAUUCAGUGCGCCAACCGCGGGUGUGCGGUGGCCUUUCACGCCUUCUGCCACAAGAAAGCUGGACUGAGGAUGGAGGUCAGUGAAUGAAUGAGCAUCAGAAACGGCCAGCCACUUCACCUCACCACCCCUUUCUCUCUCUGUGUGUGAGUGCAGCUCAAGGACUGCGGCGACAGCGUGCUCCGCCGUGCCUGGUGCCCACACCACUCACAAAUAUCCCCCUCCCCCACGGGCUCGUGCCACUCGCCCACCAGCGCCCCAGGACCAGCAUCCACCCGACAGCCACACGUCGACCGCAAUGGCCCAAUGAGGGCGAGCGACGGUGCGGCCGACCGGCGGCAUGGGACCAGUUCUGGUGGCGCUAGCAGCAGUGGGGGUGAGGGUGGGGGCCGUGUUUGGCGGGGGCGGCCGAGGGGUGAGGUGGUGCUCCUGGGAUCAUCCCUGUCGAACCAACAGCAGGUGAGAAAAGGACCUGGUCCUCCAAGCAUCGAUGGAUUAGUCGUGCGCAUAUGUGUGGGGGUGUGCGUGUCACGUCACAGAGUGUGUUGGAUCGGUUUGCUGACCGUAGCGGCUGCCGUGUGGUCCCGUCAUAUUCGCCAGAGGUCACGCACCUCAUCGUGCGAUCGAAGUAGGCACAAUGAGGCACUAUUCACCCGCCACCAAGUGCGCCCAUUCCCCAGCUGGAUGUAUUUCUGUCUGUGUGCAGGGAGUGCCGGCGAACGGUCAAGUUCCUCAAAGCCCUUCUCACUGGCAAAUGGAUCCUCGCAUUCGACUGUGAGUCACCCAAAUACUCACCCACACAACCACCGCUCUGCAUGUGUGUGUGUGUGUGUGUGUGUGUGCAGGGGUGUCCCGGUGUUUGUCUGGCAAUCGUUGGCUGUCUGAGGACGGCUAUGAGGUGUCCAAAGACAUGACCACCGGCGCACCCAUACCGCCCAGGAGACAACGCACACACGACACGGUGGGUGGGUGCGGAUGACACAUUGACGGCAGGCAGGUGUCACGUCGCGGCAUUCAAUGCUUCAUGUGCCUUGUGUGUCCUCAGAUGGGGAGGCUGUUUGGCGGUCUGCGUUUCUACUUCCUCGGCACCUUCACCGACCCCCUGCCAACCGCAUCAGAGUGAGCAAAUGAGUGGGCACCACACCAACACCAAGUCAAUGCAGCACAUCCCUCCCUCCCUGUCUGUGUGUCAGGGUGAAGGAUCUGCUGGAGCUGGGUGGCGGGUGUGUGGUCACCACAUCGCCCCAGAGCCUCACCAGGGCCACCCCACUGCCACACCCAUCACAGUGGGACGAGGCCGGUGGGGGUGAUAGCCCAGACGGUGGGCAGGGACAGCAGCUCAUGGUGGUGGUGGCUGGGGAUGCACACGACCCACACAGGCCCAACGUGUCGUUUCGUUGGGUCUGUGACUGCGUUUCGCAUGGAAAGCUGCAGCCACCCACUCGAUAGAUAGACGAGCGGCUGCAGCCAAGACAGACAGACAGACAGACAGAUAGCCAGACAGACGGACGACAAACACUGUGCGCAUGUUGUGCAUGUGUGUGUGUAUGUGAG
Vitrella brassicaformis is the source of this 3182-nucleotide messenger RNA. The record is from the annotation of a GenBank genome assembly. NCBI's taxonomy places the organism in Eukaryota, Vitrellaceae.